AUGGACGCCCUGCAUGACGACAACCCCGUCGAUGUGCCCGAUGCUCGUCCUCGCAAGAAACGUCGCAAGUAUAUCGCCAAGGCCUGUAAUGAAUGCAAACGUCGCAAGAUCAAGUGCAAUGGCGAAACUCCCUGCCAACGCUGUGGGCGCCAGCGUAUCGAGUGUGUCUACAUCGAAAAUGCCCCUCCGAAUCACUUGAAUGAGCAAGAGAAUUUUGAGCAGCUCUUUGAGCAGAUGAGCAGUAUGCAGGACCAGAUUAUCUCUUUGUCCGCUGCGGUACGGUUGCUGGCCGGCGGCGACAGCUCUCCGGGGGUGGCGGGUCGGUCGCAUCCUGUCGUCCCUCCCGCUGUCAGCACGCAUGGUCCAUGGUCAGGGCAGCGUUCAUUGCGGCGUGUCUCCACAGCUCGAGAAAGCACAUUCCAAGGUCCAACCACUUCCGCAUUCAGCUUUGGCUUAGCUAAAUCGAGUCUCGAAAGCCGCGGGAUCGUGGAACGCAAUGAAGGCGGCGAAGAGGAAGGUGACUUGACCCAGGAGCCGUCUCCCCUGGCAUCGCCUUCAGCACUGUAUCACAACUUGGAGCCUCAGCAGUCGACGGAUCCGUUGUGGAUGCUGCCCAAAAGUGAGGCCCUCCGGCUUUGUCGUGUGUAUGAAGAAGAAAUGGGGAUCAUGUAUCCAGUCCUGGAGCUCUCCGAGCUGCUGGAGCAGGUACAUCUGCUCUUCGGCCCGAUGGAUCGCGCUUUAGGAUCUUCUGUGCAAUUUGAUGGGAAGUUGGGCGGGCUGGAACUUGGAGAUGUCAAUAUUCUUCGCCUGGUCUUUGCUUGUGCAUUGACCGCCGAGGCUAGUGGUCGCAGCGAGCAGGCCAUCGCUCUCUUUGACAGUGUCCGCGAGGUUCAGGACAAUUGUGUCUGGGGUCCACCCGACAUUAAAAGCAUCAUUUUUUUGAUGCUGGUGUCUAUAUUUUAUUUCCAGAUGGAUGAAGAGACGCUCGCCUGGCGGACCAUCGGCAUUGUUGAGCGCAUGUGUCUUGAGAAAGGCCUUCAUCGACGAGAGACAUUGAGCCAUCCAUCCAUUGUGAAUGUUGGCGAGGACCGUGCCCUACGAUUGUUUUGGUCGAUUUACGUUCUUGACAUACGCUGGAGCUUCGGGACGGGCAUGCCAUUUGCCUUGGAGGAUACAGACAUCGACCCGUGGCUGCCAGAGCCGUCAGAGAAGACUCCAUAUCUUCAGGUCAUGAUUCAGUACAGCCGCAUCGCCGCGAAGGUGUGGAAAUUUAUCUCUGCAUUCAACAAUACCAAUGAAAUAAAAAACGACGAGAUGGGAUAUCUCAACUAUCAGGUGGAGACUUGGGUGAGGGGUAUCCCAGACACCCUGCGCCUCGACCAUCCGAGUACCACCGAGUUUGGCGAGGGCGCAGAAGGGCCGCGCAGCCUACGGCGGUUGCGUGCCAUGCUCUACCUGCGCUCCAACCAGCUACGGAUGCUCAUCCACCGACCCGUUCUGCACACGGCCGCGCACAUUGCACGGCAUCCUGCCGAAUCCGAGACCGUCGUGGAUUUGGCCAAAGACACGAUUCGCUUCAUCACCCGGCUCAACGAGACGUCCGACAUCUACCAGUUGCAACAAGUUACCUUCAACUGGUUCCUAGUCUCGGCCCUUGCCGUGUUGUUCCUUGCCGUCGCGCAGGCCCCGACCCAAUUCAGUGUAUCGUGCAAGGAGGAAUUCUACUGUGCGCUCGAGCUGGUCAAGGGGUUUUCGACAAAGUCGUAUAUCUCGCGGCGUCUAUGGAAGUCGAUUCGCAGUUUACGCAAACUCGGCCCACAACUGGGUCUCGGGUUGCAAAAGCACCGGCAGGAGGGUCCAAUGGAUCACCAAGCUAACCUCCAGGCCUCUCUCGUUCCUGCCCCAACCGGGAGUGUCCAUAGCCAGACCCCGUUGGAUGGCGCGCAGAUGACGCAGGAGCUGAUGGAAUGGUUCGAAGCAGUCGGCAACCUGGAGGACCCAAACAUGGGGGUCGGAACAGGUCCAGUGCCUCAGUUGGAGCCCUGGCCGCAACGCAUGCCCAACGGCGCGUAUUUGUUCGACUAUGGUGGGGAGUUGUCUAGCGUAAUGAAGGAUUGCUUCUAG
This is a messenger RNA of Penicillium lagena, 2124 nucleotides long. RefSeq names its product putative C6 transcription factor. Gene Ontology annotation, molecular function: RNA polymerase II cis-regulatory region sequence-specific DNA binding; zinc ion binding; DNA-binding transcription factor activity, RNA polymerase II-specific. The transcript has 4 exons. The record is from RefSeq and is a predicted model, not a curated record. Bases 1 to 2124 code for a protein of 707 amino acids. NCBI's taxonomy places the organism in Eukaryota, Fungi, Ascomycota, Eurotiomycetes, Eurotiales, Aspergillaceae. Gene Ontology annotation, biological process: DNA-templated transcription; positive regulation of transcription from RNA polymerase II promoter by galactose. Gene Ontology annotation, cellular component: nucleus.